Molecule: messenger RNA, 285 nt
Organism: Aphanomyces astaci
Lineage: Eukaryota; Oomycota; Saprolegniomycetes; Saprolegniales; Verrucalvaceae
Exons: 3
Coding region: 1-285 (94 amino acids)
Source: RefSeq, a predicted model, not a curated record
AUGCCGUCGCGCCGUUGGAUGCUUGCGUCAGUAGACGACGAUGCCAUGACAUUGACAUUUGAGCCAGACGAUGACAGUGACAACGAUGACGUUGAUGGGGGCCGAGAAUGCUUGUUGUCCAAGGUCCUGGCGAUCGUGGGAAUCAUGGGGCCCUUGGACGUCCUCGUGGAAAUGACACACGUCACAAAGCGUCUACAUGACCACUUUAUGUCAAGGCUGCGCCUCAACCGACAGCGAGCCAAGUUUGGGGUCCUAUCGCCAGUCGUGUUCCCUGACGAUAUGUGA